UAAAGUAUGAGUAAGAGAUAGGCUACGUUGAAGCACUGAAACGUGCCUAUGAGCGUGUAUCCCUUUCUAUAAAAAAACACACAGACAGGAGGGGAGGACUGAACAUUUGUCAUAGCAAACAAGUCGGGACAAGAUUGUUUUACUGGAUACACACAGACUGGCACAAAUCCCUCAUAACGGUUUUCCUGCUGACUGUUUGCACAGAGGUGUGUCUUCAUAAAGAAUAAGAGACAACUCAGUCUAAGAAGCUUCACUUUGUGAUCAGAAGAGUCAGUUUUCUUCUGAAUAUCGUCCAUCAGGCAGAAAAGAUGGAGCGGAUGGAAGAUGAGAAGCCGAAGAAGAAGGUGACUUUUUACCUUCUGUACUGUGUUUCAACAGCAGUCAUCGGCUCGCUACAGUUUGGCUACAACACCGGGGUCAUCAAUGCACCAGAGCAGAAACUGCGUAGGUUUUUCCAGAAUGUGUCGAUGGAGCGGUACGGGGAGCCUUUCAGUCCAGGGACCAACACCAUGGUGUGGAGUAUUGCUGUGGCCAUCUUUAGUAUUGGAGGCAUGGUCGGGUCUUUCUCUGUUGGAGCCAUGGUCAACAAAUUUGGCAGGCGCAAGUCCAUGAUGCUAGCCAAUAUCCUGGCUGUAAUUGGCGGCGGUUUCAUGGGACUGUCGAUUCUGACUAAAUCUUUUGAGAUAGUCAUUGUUGGCCGGUUGAUCAUCGGCGUCUUCUGCGGUCUGUGCACGGGACUGACACCCAUGUAUGUAGGCGAGAUCUCUCCCACUGCUCUCCGAGGAGCCUUUGGCACGCUGCACCAGCUCGGUGUAGUUAUUGGCAUCCUGGUGGCACAGAUCUUCGGUCUGGAGUUUCUGCUUGGCUCAGACACUCUGUGGCCUCUUCUGCUGGCUCUGACCAUCCUGCCUGCCAUACUGCAGAGCAUCAUGCUGCCCUUCUGCCCUGAAAGCCCCCGAUACCUGCUCAUUGUUCUCAACCAGGAGGAGGAAGCAAGAAAAGCGUUGGUGCGUCUGCGCGGCUGUGAAGAUGUGAGCGAUGAUAUUGAGGAGAUGAAGGAAGAAGGGAUGAAGAUGGCCUUGGAAAAGAAAGUGACCAUCCCUGAACUCUUCCGCUCCCCAAACUACCGUCAACCAAUCAUUAUUGCUAUCGUCCUCCAGCUCUCUCAGCAGCUGUCCGGCAUCAACGCUGUCUUUUACUAUUCUACAGGAAUAUUUGACACAGCUGGUGUUACUCAACCCAUCUACGCCACCAUUGGGGCUGGAGUUGUCAACACUGUGUUUACUGUUGUCUCUCUCUUCCUGGUUGAAAGGGCGGGGCGAAGGACAUUGCACCUGAUUGGACUGGCUGGAAUGGCUAUCUGUGCCCUCCUCAUGACGAUCUCCCUGUCUCUGGUGAACACCAACCAGUCUCUAAGCUACUUGGCCAUAGUGGCUGUGUUCGGCUUUGUUGCCAGUUUUGAGAUGGGUCCAGGUCCCAUCCCCUGGUUUAUUGUGGCAGAGCUCUUCUCUCAGGGCCCCCGGCCUGCUGCCAUGGCGGUCUCUGGUUUCUCCAACUGGACCGCCAACUUCCUGGUGGGGCUGGGUUUCCCUAAACUGGAGGAACUUUGCGGUCCUUACGUCUUCAUCAUCUUUAUGAUCUUCCUCAUCCUGUUCUUCAUCUUCACCUUCCUGCGAGUGCCUGAGACCAGAGGAAGAACCUUUGAUGAUAUCGCUCAGGGAUUCUCUGCCAGUGCAGGGAAAUCCCCCCAAUCCAUGGCGCCUGAGGCGGUGGUCGUCGGCCUGUCAGAGAGCAAAGAAGCUGCACCCAUGUCCCCCACGGAAAAGGUUCCCAUGGUGGAUCUACCACAGAAGCAAUGAGCAUCAUUAGUGAGAAGAAGGAAUAGGGUACAGCACAGACAACAGUUUUCAUGCACAUAUGGAUAUUGUAAGGAGUUAUAUUUUAUAACUCACAAAUGAUUAAGGUCCAGUGUAGUGUGUUUAGAAAAAGCCAGCUCAGUGUAUUAAUGCAGAAACAAGAUUUUAGUUUUUUAAUAUAUGUUUUUCAAAGAAAAUACAGUGUUUUUUUUAAAGAAUUCAGUUUUAAAUGCUAAAAUAGUUGACAGAUUUCCAUGUAAUCCUACUUUAAACAUGGGCCAAACUUAACUGAAUUACCAGUACUUAAUAUUUAUUGACAUUCCCAGUGCCAGCUCCACGCAUAUUGCCAUUAAAGAGCAUCAACAUAUGUUCAGUGUUAAGUCCCAGGUCUUCAGCUACCCCCAGUGUUAAAAGGUUGCAGGAUUUGGAGCUUUUACGUAUUGAGGUCAAGCUUGAAAAGCCGGUUUUGGAGCUCGGUAGUUUGACCCAAAAAAGACUGACUUGCUGUCUUGUCUGCCUGCCUCAUGUGCCUCGCUGCUAGGGGGAGGGAGCUAUGUUGCAUCGAGUAGACAGAACAAACAUGGAGGAGGGGCUGCAGACUUAAAAUAAAUAUAUUUAAGCAUAUAGAAGAUAAGAAAUAUUUGUUCUCAUCCACGUCCCCUGAGAGUUGAGGAUGCUUGUGUGUUGUUUGAAGUCAGCUGUGUUUGCGCGGAUAAAUAAGUUACAAGAAGGACAGUUCUGUGAAUUGGUACUGUCUGCCUCAAGUAUAUUGUUUGUAUAAGUAUGAGAUGUAUUAGCACUGCCAAGCCUUAACAAAAUCUCCAUAUAGGCUUUCUGUUUUUACAAACACAACCUAAACUGUUGUGUUUUAGGAUUUCAUUGCACAGUCAGGAUGACAGAGCAAUUGUUGUAAUGCAGUCGUUCAUAGGAUGCAUUGCAGCAGUUGGAUACAAAAACUCAGGUGGCUGCUUGUGUUGUACUGUUGUGGCAUUGAAAAUUUAUUCAUCACCAUCACUGUACUUGAAAGUCUUUUGACAUCUGUACGUAGCGGUAACUACUGAAUGAUAGGACAGAAAUAAAAUAUCUUACAAUCUCUCAAAUCAAAAGUGCUUGUCAGUAUUAAACUGUUGUUUGAGUAAUGUGUUCAAACACAUUCGACUGAUAACUAAAUGACAACACAUAUCACAGUACAAACAAGAUAUUAGUCAUGUUGGGUAAACACUAAACAGAUAUUAUUUAUUUAACGCACAAAAAAUGUCUUAUCACAUGUAUUUGUUUCUAAUUGUUUGAAAUUCUGUGUAUAUAUUGUAGAAUCUCAGUUACCGCAUCAUGAUCUAUUGCUAUUAUUGCCGUGCUGUAUUAUAAAUUUUACAGCUCAGUAUACUUGCUUAUAAAUGUCAAUGUUUGUACAGUUGCAUCUUCCUCUGGAUGUGCAAACACUCAAGGAAGCACUUUUGUUUGAGCUUAGCAGCAUUUUGAUUUGCACUUUGGCAAUCGGGCUACUUUCCGAUGAUUGCUUAUACUGUGUGUGGCUGUUUAUGUGUACAUAUACUGUAUGUGUUUGGGUGCAUAUGGUUUUCAUUGUAAUUUGUUUCUCAUAAUCCUGUUUCAUCUUUGUUACAUCCACUGGCUUUUCUUCCACUCUGGAAAUACUGUUACUGUGGUGAAUCUCACAAUGUUGUAGACAGAAGUGAGAAGUGACGGCGGUUGAGUGUAGAUCAGAGUCACAUAAGAGAUGACCUUUACUGUUUUUCUAUUAUAAUGUCCUCUGUUCUCCUGCUGUAAUAAUAUGAGUGACACUUGGUUUGAGAAACUAAAAAGGAAAUAAAGUUGUCCAUAUUUUAA
Molecule: messenger RNA, 3701 nt
Organism: Dicentrarchus labrax (European seabass)
Lineage: Eukaryota; Metazoa; Chordata; Actinopteri; Moronidae
Gene: slc2a3b
Product: solute carrier family 2 member 3b
Exons: 11
Coding region: 309-1859 (516 amino acids)
Biological process (GO): monosaccharide transmembrane transport; response to insulin
Cellular component (GO): apical plasma membrane; basolateral plasma membrane
Molecular function (GO): hexose transmembrane transporter activity
Source: RefSeq, a predicted model, not a curated record